Tetrahymena thermophila SB210 is the source of this 630-nucleotide messenger RNA. RefSeq names its product Mnd1 family protein. Gene Ontology annotation, biological process: reciprocal meiotic recombination. NCBI's taxonomy places the organism in Eukaryota, Ciliophora, Oligohymenophorea, Hymenostomatida, Tetrahymenidae. The record is from RefSeq and is a predicted model, not a curated record. The transcript is spliced from 6 exons. Gene Ontology annotation, molecular function: double-stranded DNA binding.
AUGAAAAGAGUAAAGGGUUUGUCAGCUUAAGAAAAGUAAAAAGCCAUUCUAGAAAUAUUUUUUGAGACAAGAGAUAUUUUUAACAAAGAGGAAAUUGAAAAGGAAGCCAAAAAGAAAAGAAUUAAUAAUCCUUAGGAUGUUCAGGAUAUUCUAAAAGUUCUAGUUUAAGAUAAUUUGAUUAAUAAGGAUAAGGUAGGAAUAGGUUCUUUCUUUUGGUCCUUUCCUAAUGAAAAAAAGGAAGAAAUGGUCAAAGUCAUAAACGGUCUAGAUGAGAAAAUGAUUUAAUUGAAUCAAAAGAUCUAGGAAACAGAAAUAAAAAUUUAAAUGGAAUAAAGUUUAAGAACAUCAGAUGACAGAGAUGAUUUACUAAGUUAACAUUAAAAUCUUAAAAAAACAGUGGAACAAAAGCUUAAAUAAGUAAAUUUGCUAAAAAGAAAUGAUCCAAAAAGAGUUCAAGAAAUGAAGAAUAAAAUAGAAUAAUAUAGAAUACUUGCUAACUUAUGGGGAGAUAAUAUCGAGGCACUUCUUUCUUUCUUAAAGAAAAAAUUUUAUAUGAAUGCUUAAGAUUUGAAAAAUUAUAAGGAAGUUUUUGAAAUAGAUUAGGAAAUAGAAUAUAUUGAAAGUGUUUGA